AAAAAACUGAGUCAAAAUUAAUAAAUGGAAAAGUUGUUGUAGUUUCAACAAUAAAAAAUGAAAAUAAAAUAAAAAUAAUUUAAAGAAAUAGAAAUUUAAGCUUGAUAGUCUAAGUUUGAAGCUUAGGUGGUAAGUAUCCGAGUUCAUCAAAUAUCUCAAAUCUUAAUAGUAUCAUUUUCUCCCAAACAUUCAAUCUUUUUCUUCUUCAUCUUCAUCUUCUUGGAUUGUACGGUCAUGUGGUUGGAGAUACUGUGCGGUCUCAUCCUUUACAAAGUCUUCAAGCUCUUCUUCUACGAUGACGAUAUUUUAGAUGUCGAGACCUCCGAUUCCAAUGCCCUCUUCUCUGUCGCCGAUCGACUUGAAAAGCUUUAUGGUGGGAAGGCCUAUGUCGGCCUUCGGAUACCCGAUGCUGACACCGGCACUCGACAAAACAUCGAUCUGGUUCUCCUCACCAAAGGAGGGGCAGUGGUUGUAUCUGUCAAGAAUCUUGUUGGAUUUGUGUUGAUCAAUGCGGAUGGUAGCUGGUCGUGUGAGACCAAAAACAAAACAGAACAUCUUCCUAACCCAGUGGAGGAGACUAGAAAACAAGCUUCAAUUCUUGAAUCAUAUCUUGAACAAAGAGGAGUUGCUUUGCCUGAAGGAUACUUGUCUUGCAAAGUUAUACUUCCCAAUCCGAAAUGUUGUACCAUUCAGCCAGGCUCUUUUCCACCUGAAGUCAUUACCUAUGACCAGUGGACUCAACAAAAACCAGAAACAAAACCUAUGUUUUCUGGUUGGCUUAAGGGUGCAUUUGGAGGUGGAAAGAAAGAGAUGCAAGAAUCUAUACAGCAGAACCUCAAUUUUAUUCUCAGUACUGCUCCAAUUUGGGAUAGGGUGGAGCUCAAAGGUAAUAAAUAUGUACUUGGAGAAUUUCUGGAGUUCAAGGGAAAGCCAGAAGAUCUCCAUGCCUUGAGAAAUAUCAAAAGAUCGAAAGUCAGUCGUCUGAUUAUCCAGAAGACGAGCAUGCUUGGAUUAGCGCAUUCGACGCUCCAAGUUUUGUACUCGCCUAGGGAUUAUCGAAGCGAAGGAGCUUCAGCUUCGGAGUGGAAGGAGGUAUGCGUGAGGUCGAGUACAGAGGUUGUCUUCCAGCCUCAGAAUUCUACAAAAGUUCGCAAGUUCAAACUCUCUUCAGUGACUUCUAUUUCACUCAGUGCCUGAACCUUAAAUAAUAUUGGCUAUGUUGAAUAAGUAAGUACUCCAUUCUCUCAUCUAUAGCCAAAAUGGCAUAAAACCAUAUGUCUAGAUUAUUGUUUAUGUCAGACUAUUUGUACAUAUGGAUAUGACAAAUUAAUUUCAUAUUAGAGACAGAGAGAUCUCAAAAUAUGAAGAUAACAACAAUGCAUAUUAUAGUAUUGAGUA
Molecule: messenger RNA, 1398 nt
Organism: Humulus lupulus (European hop)
Lineage: Eukaryota; Viridiplantae; Streptophyta; Magnoliopsida; Rosales; Cannabaceae
Exons: 7
Coding region: 235-1197 (320 amino acids)
Source: RefSeq, a predicted model, not a curated record